CGGGACUUCCGGUCAGUGGCGCAACCUUGUGAGGCCUCCCCAUGCGUUUUUGAUUCACCGCUCUAGUCGCUAUUACUAUUCGGGUCGACAAGAUGGCUGAGAACGACGUUGAUAACGAGCUGCUCGACUACGAAGAUGAUGAAGAACCCCAAGGAGCACCAGAGAGUGGAGCCCCGGCCAACAAGAAGGAGGUGAAGGGAUCCUACGUUUCAAUCCACAGUUCCGGCUUCAGGGACUUCCUGCUCAAACCCGAGUUACUCCGUGCCAUUAUCGACUGUGGCUUUGAACAUCCAUCAGAAGUCCAGCACGAAUGCAUUCCACAAGCCAUUUUAGGAAUGGACAUCCUUUGCCAAGCGAAAUCAGGCAUGGGCAAGACAGCCGUGUUUGUUUUGGCCACUCUUCAACAGCUUGAACCAGUCAAUGGACAGGUAGCAGUAUUAGUCAUGUGUCACACGCGAGAGCUGGCCUUUCAAAUUAGCAAAGAAUACGAGCGCUUCUCCAAGUACAUGCCAACGAUCAAAUCGGUAGUAUUCUUCGGCGGGCUGCCCAUCAAGAACGACGAGGACGUCCUGAAGAAGAACUGCCCCCAUAUAGUCGUCGGAACGCCCGGCCGCAUCCUCGCUCUCGUCCGAAACAAAACGCUCAGUCUGAAGAACGUCAAGCAUUUUAUCCUGGAUGAGUGUGACAAAAUGUUGGAGCAACUUGACAUGAGGUGUGACGUACAAGACAUCUUCAGAAUCACGCCCCACGAGAAGCAGGUCAUGAUGUUUAGCGCCACGCUAAGCAAGGAAAUCCGACCCGUUUGUCGCAAAUUCAUGCAGGACCCCAUGGAGGUAUUUGUGGAUGACGAGACCAAACUGACGCUGCACGGCCUGCAGCAGUACUACUGCAAGUUGAAAGACAGCGAGAAGAACCGCAAGCUAUUUGAUCUGCUCGACGUCUUGGAGUUCAACCAAGUGGUGAUCUUUGUCAAGAGAAUCCAGCGCUGCAUUGCCUUGUCACAACUUUUGGUGGAGCAGAAUUUCCCCGCUAUUGCCAUCCACAAAGGGAUGGCCCAAGAGGAGAGACUGUCUCGCUAUCAGCAAUUCAAAGACUUCCAAAGACGUAUAUUGGUGGCCACCAACCUCUUCGGCCGAGGGAUGGACAUCGAGCGAGUCAAUAUCGUCUUCAACUACGACAUGCCAGAAGAUUCAGACACGUAUUUACACAGGGUUGCCCGUGCUGGCAGGUUCGGCACCAAAGGCCUGGCUAUAACCUUUGUGUCAGACGAAACCGAAGCCAAGACACUGAACGACGUGCAGGACCGUUUUGAGGUCAACGUGGCCGAGCUGCCCGAUGAAAUCGACAUCUCCUCUUACAUUGAGCAGUCCAGAUGAAUCCCGCCCCACACACACACCCUCAGCUUGGCAAACAUGGCCUCUCCGUGGAUCACAUCUUGUGCUUGGAUUUAGACGUACUUUGCUGUUUAUUUGAAAGCUCCCAGUUGUUCCCUCACGAAAUUUAUUUUUAGCAUCAGUUUUGGGAAUAUGCUAUAUGAUUGGUUUUAUUUGUAAUUUUUACAUUGUUUUCAGUGAAAUUAAACUUUUUGUACAAAUCAAUUUCA
Syngnathus acus (greater pipefish) is the source of this 1603-nucleotide messenger RNA. RefSeq names its product ATP-dependent RNA helicase DDX39A. Gene Ontology annotation, biological process: mRNA splicing, via spliceosome; mRNA export from nucleus. The transcript has 10 exons. The coding region runs from base 93 to 1376 and encodes 427 amino acids. Gene Ontology annotation, molecular function: ATP binding; RNA binding; RNA helicase activity. The record is from RefSeq and is a predicted model, not a curated record. NCBI's taxonomy places the organism in Eukaryota, Metazoa, Chordata, Actinopteri, Syngnathiformes, Syngnathidae.